AUGACGACAGAAUUUGUCCAAGGACAUGCUAAAUCCUCAUCAAUAGUCUCAAUAGCAGAUGUUAAUAAUAUUUAUUCAAAGAAAACUUCAAACUAUUUGAAUAUAACAUCAAAAUACGGUGAUUCAAGAGACAACAUAAAAGAUAUCGAACUUUAUAAGAAUAUAUGCUCCUAUGAAAACACUUUAAAUAGUCUCGUGGAAUCUGUAGAUAAAUAUAAACCUGAUAUACAACUAGCUAAGGAACUCAUAGCUGUCGACCGAAAUCUGUUUCAAUCGUUGGGCGAAUUCAACAAGUUCGAUCAAAUUGAUACAAAAUUGACACAAUUAAAUGAGGAAAGUCAGGAGAUCGAUUUGAAAAUAAAAAACAUCUUAGACACUUUAAAUGAAUGUCAUGAUCAAUUGAAUAGCAUGCCAACAUUGCAACAGGUUGAAUUUGAGAUGAAUGCUAUCUUAGAACAGAGACAGAGGAUCAAUUCAAGGGAUUUAUUGGAGUAUGCUACAAAAUUGUCUAAGUUUACCAAAGCUCCACCGACUUUUGAUAAAGGUUCUAUUGGACCAAACAAUUUUAUUUGGCCUGCAGAGGAUGCUUUAAGGAGAGGUAUGUUAGCUAUGGCUAAUUUAUAUUCAAAUGAAUUGACUAAAAUAUCUACAGAUAAUAAUGAUAAUAGUGCAAUAACAAAUUCUAAUACUAUUUCAAAUAAUGAUGCUGCGCAAGGACUAAGGCAGAGUGGAGAUGAAUUUAGUACAGAAAAUCAUGAAAAAAGGGAAAGAAGGUCGUCUUUCGUUUUUGGUGCACAUGUUAAUAGUGAGAAUGAAAAGGACAAUGAAAAUGAAAACGCUGAAGAUGCGAUGGAUCUCGAUUUAGAUUUAUUUAGUCCAGAUGAACUUUGA
This is a messenger RNA of Arxiozyma heterogenica, 891 nucleotides long. RefSeq names its product Med4p (gene MED4). The record is from RefSeq and is a predicted model, not a curated record. The coding region runs from base 1 to 891 and encodes 296 amino acids. Gene Ontology annotation, biological process: regulation of transcription by RNA polymerase II. Lineage: Eukaryota; Fungi; Ascomycota; Saccharomycetes; Saccharomycetales; Saccharomycetaceae. Gene Ontology annotation, molecular function: transcription coregulator activity. The transcript has a single exon. Gene Ontology annotation, cellular component: mediator complex; core mediator complex.